AUGCCCUUGUUGCAUGUGACCGAUCGCUUCCGUUCCAAAUGGCGCAACAAAGGUGUCGAUCUUGACCAGCAUCAACGACGGCAAUCGAUGCCAGGGCGUGUACAAACGAUACGAACCCCUCCACCGCCACCGAGUGCUGACAGCUUACUAUGUGGUAUUGGUGAAUACAUCUUUCUUCAACGACUUGGCCAAGGCAAAUUUAGCAAAGUGAUGCUUGCUCAGCAUGUACGAACAGGUGAAAAGUACGCUAUCAAGAUUAUUGACAAGCGAAUCCAUGAUUAUCGCAUUGUGUCACGUCUGGCGAGGGAAAUCAAUCUCAUGGCAUCUUUGGAUCAUCCACACAUUGUGCAUCUGUACGAGACUUUUGAGACUGCAGAUAGCCUGUUUUUGGUCAUGGAGUACAUCAGGGGAGUCAACCUUGACGAGCACAUGCAACAAUGCCGUCAUCUGGAUGAGGUCGAAGCACGCAAAAUAUUUCGUCAACUCGUAUCAGCCGUCGACUAUUGUCAUUCGCAGCAUAUCGUUCACAGAGAUCUCAAGGCACCCAAUGUACUAUUGACACCAGAGGGCCAAGUGCAUUUAGCUGAUUUUGGUUUGGGUAAUCGGUUUGGGCUACAGCGUCUCAAGACCAUCUGUGGUUCAAUGUUGUAUUACAGCCCAGAGAUCAUCACUGGUCAAAAGUAUGUGGGUCCUGAGAUUGAUUGUUGGUGCCUUGGCAUUCUAUUAUUUCGUAUGGUAUCCGGUUAUGAGCCAUUUGGACAUGCACGUACUGUUGGCGAGCUCAAGCACGAUGUAGUCAAUGGAUACUAUCCCAUGCCAAUGCAUCUCAGUGAUAGCUUACAAGCUACCAUUCGUAAAUGCCUUGCUUGUGACAAGAAAGAUCGCAUGAGUAUACGUCAAGCACUGUAUGAUGAUCCCUGGCUCAAUGAUGAUGGUCAUUUACCAUCCCCUUUUGCCACCACCUCCACCUCCACCACCAUCAACUCCUACAACAACAACAACAGCAGCAGCAGCUAUCAGCACCCCUCAUCCUCCUUGCUUAUGGAAGAAAAACAAUUCAAUGUUCACAAGACCAUCGUGUAUCAUCCAAUCAACACCUCUAUUUAUUUCACUGGCAGUGCUACUACGACACCUUCUCUUGAAGAGAAUGCAAAAACAAAGGAAAUGCUGCGGGCCGAGCAUUAUCAACACCUGAUAACCACGUUGAAUGAAACACAAUUACGACCCAUGACGCCCAACGAUUCAUCAUCGUUUCGUUUGAAUCAUUUAUUUUACAAGCUUUACAAACGAAUCACCAAAGCCGAUCAUCUUACUUACUACACCAUGAAUACGUCACUGCUACCCUACCGUCAACCUGCAGACACGCUCUUGAUGUUAGUACGCUUAGCUUGUGAAUUGCUGGGGAUCACUUAUCGUUUCACGUCAACUUCCACCACCGAGCUAGUAUGCGUGCUCACAUUGCGCCAGGAUAACAAUAACCAUGACCUUGCAUGUGAUCCACCCCCUUCACCCGUAUCCUUACCACAGCCAAGACAUAGCCAAAGCAGUGCCACGAGUACAACGAGCUGGACGAGUCGACUCAAACGAUUAUCGCAUUCACAACGCAUUGGAUCAACGUGGAUCUAUAUUGGUGGUGGUAGUAGUGCUCUUGCCGCUGGUCAUUAUCAAACUUCUUCUCCGCCUUCUUCAACAACACCCAACUUUGUAACCACACCACCAUCAUCCUAUGAGGAUGGCACAGUGAUGUUUUCUAUCGAGACAUUGUCUUCUUCUUCAGUAGCAGCAAGUGCAAACAAUAGCAUGAUGGAAAGCAUCGAAGGAAAUUUUACAUCAUCAUCAACCUUUCAACAGCAACAGCAGGAAGAUGUUGCCGCCUUGCGCUUUUCCAAGAUCAGCGGAUGCAGCAAGGUUUUCAAGCUUGCAACUGGAUGGAUCAACGGUGUACUUUUAAGCCCUUGA
Lichtheimia ornata is the source of this 1959-nucleotide messenger RNA. RefSeq lists its product as uncharacterized. The transcript has 5 exons. Gene Ontology annotation, molecular function: protein serine/threonine kinase activity; ATP binding. The record is from RefSeq and is a predicted model, not a curated record. Lineage: Eukaryota; Fungi; Mucoromycota; Mucoromycetes; Mucorales; Lichtheimiaceae. The coding region runs from base 1 to 1959 and encodes 652 amino acids. Gene Ontology annotation, biological process: intracellular signal transduction; protein phosphorylation. Gene Ontology annotation, cellular component: cytoplasm.